AUGGAUUAUAUCAAGAAGGCAAUUUGGGGGCCUGAUCCUAAGGAACAACAGAGGCGGAUCAAGUCGGUACUAAGGAAAAAUGGCCGAAGUAUAGAAAAGUCGUUGCGAGAGCUAGCAGUCUUGCAGAAUAAGACCCAGCAGCUUAUCAAGAAAUCCGCAAAGAAGAAUGACAUCAGGACAGUUCGAUUGUAUGCCAAAGAACUAUACCAAAUCAAUAAACAGUAUGAUAGAAUGUACACCUCCAAAGCACAGUUAGACUCUGUUCGAAUGAAGAUAGAUGAAGCGAUCAGGAUGAAUGUGUUAUCUAAUCAAAUGGCGGAUAGCGCAGGCUUGAUGAGGGAAGUCAAUUCCCUAGUGAGGCUUCCUCAGUUGAGGAAUACAAUGAUCGAACUAGAAAAGGAAUUGAUGAAAUCAGGUAUUAUAAGUGAAAUGGUUGAUGACACCAUGGAGAGUGUUGGUGACACAGAGGACGAAAUGGACGAGGCCGUUGAUGAAGAAGUUAAUAAGAUUGUUGAACAAUAUACAAACGAGAAAUUCAAGAAUGUCGAUCAUGUUCCAACGGCAGACUUACCAACGAAUGACGAAGAAAAAGAGAUACCGGACGAAAGAGUCGAUGAAGAAGCAGAUAGAAUGGUAAAUGAAAUGCGUGAAAGGCUCAAGGCGUUACAAAACUAA
Molecule: messenger RNA, 675 nt
Organism: Saccharomyces eubayanus
Lineage: Eukaryota; Fungi; Ascomycota; Saccharomycetes; Saccharomycetales; Saccharomycetaceae
Gene: VPS24
Product: ESCRT-III subunit protein VPS24
Exons: 1
Coding region: 1-675 (224 amino acids)
Biological process (GO): late endosome to vacuole transport; endosome transport via multivesicular body sorting pathway; protein transport
Cellular component (GO): multivesicular body; ESCRT III complex
Source: RefSeq, a predicted model, not a curated record